This is a messenger RNA of Corylus avellana, 2715 nucleotides long. RefSeq names its product subtilisin-like serine protease 2. The record is from RefSeq and is a predicted model, not a curated record. Gene Ontology annotation, molecular function: serine-type endopeptidase activity. NCBI's taxonomy places the organism in Eukaryota, Viridiplantae, Streptophyta, Magnoliopsida, Fagales, Betulaceae. Gene Ontology annotation, biological process: proteolysis.
UCUCUGUCGGUCACAAACACUCUCACUCAGUCACUUCCCUCACUCUCACACUCUCUCUCUCUCUCUCUCAUGGCCUCCUAUUCAAUCUUCUUCUUCUUCUUUCUCUUUCUAUGCGGUUUUGUGUCUCAGGUUUUUACAGAUUCAACCCAUAAAACGGUUAAGACCUUUAUCUUCCGAGUGGAUUCUCACACCAAACCCUCCAUUUUCCCCACCCACUACCACUGGUACGCCUCCGAGUUUGCCGAUCCACUCGCUAUUCUACACGUGUACGACACCGUUUUCCAUGGCUUCUCUGCCAGUCUCGCACCGGAGCAAGUGUCCUCAAUAAGUCAACACCCCUCGGUGCUUGCAGUCUUCGAGGACCGCCGGCGGGAGCUUCACACCACGCGCUCUCCUCAGUUCCUUGGCCUCCGGAACCAGCGUGGCCUGUGGUCAGAUUCCGACUAUGGCUCAGAUGUUAUCGUCGGUGUAUUCGACACUGGAAUCUGGCCCGAACGGCGUAGCUUCUGGGACAAGAAUCUCGGUCCGGUUCCGAAACGGUGGAAAGGGACCUGCGAGGCCGGAGAGAAGUUCGCGGCGAUCAAUUGCAACCGGAAGCUUAUCGGAGCGAGGUUUUUCAUUAAAGGUCACGAGGCCGCUGGUGCGAGCUCCGGCGUACCGCCGAUUACAUUGAUGAACGAUACAGUGGAGUACCGAUCUCCGAGAGACGCCGACGGCCAUGGUACCCACACGGCGUCCACUGCCGCAGGACGGUACUCUUUCCAGGCGAGCAUGGCCGGUUACGCUGCCGGAGUUGCAAAAGGCGUGGCUCCGAAAGCGAGACUCGCGGUCUACAAGGUCUGCUGGAAGGACUCCGGAUGCUUCGAUUCCGACAUCCUUGCCGCCUUCGACUCCGCAGUCUCUGAUGGUGUCGACGUCAUCUCAAUCUCGAUCGGAGGCGGAGACGGCGUAUCUUCCCCUUACUAUCUCGAUCCGAUCGCAAUCGGAGCAUACGGCGCUGUUUCCAGAGGUGUUUUCGUCUCGUCCUCCGCUGGAAACGAAGGCCCCAGCGCAAUGACUGUGACAAACCUCGCUCCCUGGCUUACGACCGUCGGCGCAGGCACCAUCGACCGUAGCUUCCCAGCGGUCGUCAUCCUCGGAGACGGGCGGAAGCUAUCCGGCGUGUCGCUCUACGCCGGAGCGCCACUCAACGGUAAAAUGUACCCUCUGAUUUAUCCAGGCAAGUCCGGGAUAUUCUCUGCCUCGCUGUGCAUGGAGAAUUCCCUGGAACCCAAUGUUGUCAGGGGCAAGAUCGUAAUUUGUGAGAGAGGAAACAGUCCGAGAGUGGCCAAAGGCCUGGUGGUGAAGAAGGCCGGCGGCGUCGGAAUGAUCCUCGCCAACGGGGCUUACAACGGCGAAGGACUCGUCGGCGACGCUCAUCUCCUCCCCGCCUGCGCAGUUGGUGCCGACGCGGGCAAUCUCCUCAAGAAAUACAUCUCAUCGACCUCCAAUCCCACGGUGACCAUCGAUUUCCGUGGAACUCAACUCGGAAUCAAACCUGCACCGGUGGUUGCCUCAUUCUCGGGUCGGGGCCCCAACGCUUUGAGUCCCGAAAUUCUCAAGCCUGACCUGAUCGCGCCUGGAGUGAACAUCUUGGCCGCUUGGACCGACGCGGUCGGGCCCACAGGGUUGGACUCGGAUACCCGAAAGACCGAAUUCAACAUCUUAUCGGGUACUUCGAUGGCGUGUCCUCACGUGAGUGGCGCAGCGGCUUUGCUCAAGUCGGCCCACCCGGAUUGGAGCCCCGCGGCGAUCCGGUCCGCGAUGAUGACCACCGCUAGUGUUAUCGACAACCGGGCUCAUCCCAUGACAGAGGAGUCGACUGGAAAACCAGCCACGGCGUACGAUUUCGGAGCCGGCCAUCUCAAUUUGGACCGUGCAAUGGACCCUGGGUUGGUGUUCGAUAUCACCAACGAUGAUUAUGUGAACUUUCUCUGCGCGAUUGGUUACGGGCCGAAGCUGAUCCAGGUAGUUACGCGAAUUCCGGCGAAAUGCCCAGCGAAGAAGCCAGCCCCGGAAAAUCUGAACUACCCGUCGAUCGCGGCGUUGUUCUCGGGCGCGUCCAAGGUGGGGCCAUCGAGUAAGACAUUUGUCAGAACCGUGACGAAUGUGGGGCCGAUGAGGUCGGUGUACGUGGCAAGAGUUGAGGCUCCCAAGGGAGUGACGGUGACGGUGAAGCCUACCACACUGGCGUUCGCGGCGGGAGUGACGAGACGGAGCUUCGUGGUGACGGUGACGGCCGAUACCCGGAACCUGGUGCUGGACGACUCGGGGGCUGUGUUCGGGUCGCUCUCUUGGUCCGAUGGGACCCACGUGGUUCGGAGCCCCAUUGUGGUGACCCAGUUGAAUCCUCUGUGACCGCGAGCUUCGGGAUUCGAUCACGUCGUUUUGAUCGAUGGCCCAGGACUCGACAACUAGUAGCUGUAGUGUAGUCGUGUACAACUCGCUCACUACGUGAAGUAGAGGUUUUUAAGUUUUAACCCACCCCUCUUUUUUUUCUUUUUUCUUUUUUGUUCCCUGUGUGAUUUUAAUAUUUUUAUUUGCUUUUUAUUAUUUUAUUUAUCGUUUCAGAUGUGUUUAUAGACUUUGAGGCUUUCUAUAUAUACUCAAAUGUCAUCAACUUUAUCUAUAAGGAAUAGUUUUAUAGCCUAGCAAAAUUGGGCAUAUUUUAUGAUA